Messenger RNA from Acyrthosiphon pisum (pea aphid), 690 nucleotides. RefSeq lists its product as uncharacterized. NCBI's taxonomy places the organism in Eukaryota, Metazoa, Arthropoda, Insecta, Hemiptera, Aphididae. The record is from RefSeq and is a predicted model, not a curated record. Bases 1 to 690 code for a protein of 229 amino acids. The transcript has a single exon.
AUGAUUAUCCAAAAUAUCGUCGUCGAUCACCUGAUGAUGGUGGGCAAACUUUUCAGCUUAGAAAAUCCCGUAAUCGCAUGGUCACAAUCGGUAAUCGGUGGAUUGUAUGUACCAUAUAGCCCUUUAUUAUUACGUGCGUUUGACUGUCACAUCAACAUAGAACUUUGUCAUUCAGUAAAAGCCAUACAAUAUAUUUGUAGUUAUAUUAAUAAAGGAUCUGAUCAGGCUGCAUUCUCAAUAGAAUCGCGUGAUGAAAUUAAAGCAUUCCAAAAUGGCAGAUAUACUAGUUCAUCGAAAGCUGCAUGGCGGAUAUUUGAUUUUACGAUUUUUCAACUCUCAGUACACCAUGAAAAUGGCCAACGUGUCUAUUUCACUGAUCAAAAUGCUCGCGAAAGACUUGAAAAUGUUAGAAACACCACUCUUAUGGCUUUUUUUGAACUUGGCUCCCGUGACGACUUCGCGAAAACACUGUUUUAUAUUAAAGUUCCAUCUUACUAUACUUUUACUAAUAAUCGUUUCAAUAGAAGAAAAAAAGGAGAGCCAAUUGUACAAUAUCCUGGAGUCAAGAAAUCCAAUGUGCUCGGUCGAGUAUACACUGUUCACUCAAGUAACGUUGAGUGUUAUUAUUUACGUAUGCUUUUGCAUCACGUCCGUGGACCAACUUCGUUUUUAGAUUUAAAAAACAGUUGA